Paracoccidioides brasiliensis Pb18 is the source of this 657-nucleotide messenger RNA. RefSeq lists its product as uncharacterized. The transcript is spliced from 5 exons. Bases 1 to 657 code for a protein of 218 amino acids. The record is from RefSeq and is a predicted model, not a curated record.
AUGCCUCGCUUCACGAGUCCAUUCGAUGGAGCCCAGCUCUUCUAUAGAGAUUAUCAGCCGAACAAAACAGAAUAUAGAUGCAUUGCCCCUGACCGACGUGGUUUCGGCAAUAGUGACUGGAAUGGUCCCGAACCGGGGAUGGAACAGAUAGACUAUAACGUAUUUGCGCAAGACACGGCCCAUCUGUUAGAGAAACUUGACAUUGGACCGUUUAUCUUUGUUGCCGCAAGCAUGGGACCAGGAGAAACACUUUUAGCUUACGAACGCAGCGAAUUCGUUCGAAGUAACUGCAUGGGAUUCUUCUGGGUAGGCCCCGCGCUUCCAUUUCCUCUGGCUACUCCAGAAAAUCCCACUGCGCCAUCGCGCGAAUUGUGGGACUCGAUGCUCGAAGGAUUCCCUUUAGACCUCACAGACCGCCUGCAGAAGCUUGGUACAAAUGCUGAUGUCCCUAUCAUGUGCGUUCAUGGGGAUCAGGACUUGGGCUGUCCCUACGAGGCAAGUUCCAAAGUCAUCAAGGAAAUUAUUCCCAGGACGAAUGUUAAAAGUGUAACUACGAGUCAGGCGCUCACUCACACGAUUGCACUGGCCAAACGUCUUACUAACGUCCAGAUGGGACUCUGGGUCCGUUUGAAAAGAUAUAGUCAGUCAAUUAGUUAA